Molecule: messenger RNA, 4032 nt
Organism: Callithrix jacchus (white-tufted-ear marmoset)
Lineage: Eukaryota; Metazoa; Chordata; Mammalia; Primates; Cebidae
Gene: ADGRD2
Product: adhesion G protein-coupled receptor D2
Biological process (GO): adenylate cyclase-activating G protein-coupled receptor signaling pathway; cell surface receptor signaling pathway
Cellular component (GO): plasma membrane
Molecular function (GO): G protein-coupled receptor activity
Source: RefSeq, a predicted model, not a curated record
GGGCCGGCCUCCGCCUCCCCGACUUCAGUCCCAGCAGACGCCUCGCAGACGGUGAACUGCCACAGGCGCCAGGCCAGGCGAAGCGGCUGAGGAACUGGAGCUGGGAACAGGGGAGGGACCGGCGGGUGAAGGGGAGGCCCCUGACUCAGGCCCUGGCGCCUCGCGGAAGAGGGACGCGCAGUGGCGGACAAACUUCGCCUCUCUCUCUCGGACCUCAACGAGUUGGUGAGAAAAGGGGGUGCCAAGGGGCUUGAGGGCGCGAAUGCAGGCAGAGUUGAACGAGGGAGUGCUUCUCAGAGUCCAAAAUGCCCGAACCACUGCGUCCUCUGGUGAGGGGAGGAUUUUCCUGCUGUCUGGAAGAGGGAAAAGGGGUCAAUGAUCACUGGUGAUGGCUCAGGCGCCAUCACCAGGUGGCAGGAGGCCGGGUGGCAGGACACUGUUUCUGAGGCACUUUUGCAUAAUGCCAGGGCUGGAACAGAGACCCAUGAGGCUCUUCCCUGCCUGCAGAGCCCUCCAGGUUGCCGGGAGUGACCCCCAAAUCACCCAGGGUUAGUGUAUCCCUGCUAAGCACAGCGCCUGGCUGUGGCACAUCCACCAGCAGUGCUGGAUGGCUGAAGGGACUGCAAGCUGAACCUGGAGGAGGUGCCACUGAGAGACGGGGAGGCCAGUCCAGGCAGGAGGGAUGGCAUGAUCACAGGUCCGGAGAAGGGAGACUCAGAAAUGGACGCAUCUUGGGGAGCGGGAGGGGGAAAGGUGGCUGCACCGAGGAGCAGUGGAUAGCUGAGGCCAGGGAACUCAUCAGAGGCCUGACCAAGCAGAGCUUUGAAUGCCGAGCAGAGAACCCCAAAGAACACAGAGAAGCCCACCUAGCCCUGAGCUUCCCCCAUCCCCCGCAGGGACCCUGAGCUCUGUUUUGCCCCUCUCUGGCCAUCGCCUGCUGCUGCCUCCCCCUCUCCCAGCUCUCCAGGGAAACAGUGUUUCUCUGCUUCAGUCCUGAAGGGGCUCCUGGAGACCAUCUUUUGUGCAAUCCACGCUGGCCCGCCGUGACCCCUGCUGUCUGUCACCUGCUCUGCUGGAUCCAGGAUGGCCCCAUGGUGUUACUGUCUCCUCUGCCUUCUGAUCAGGAGUCUCUCUGGGACGCCCUCCAAUUCCCCAGGUGAAUCAAGGAACCCUUGGGUCCCAGCCCCCAUGGCCCCCGGCGAGGUGGUGGAGACUGCAGGUGGGGUGUGCAAGUUCUCUGCACAGCGGCUGAGCUGGUGGCAGGCCCAAGAGUCCUGCGAGCAGCAGUUUGGCCACCUGGCACUGCAGCCCCCUGAUGGAGUUCUUGUUUCACGGCUGCGCGAUCCAGUCUGGAUGGGCCAAAGAGAGGCCCCUCUGAGGAGACCCCCGCAGAGGCGUACGCACACCACCGCCGCGCUGGUGUUCGGCGAGAGGACGGCUGACCGGGCGGCGCGGCUGCGGAGCCCCCUGCCCGAGUUGGCAGCGCUGACCGCGUGUGCUCACCUGCAGUGGGACUGUGCCUCGCCUGACGCCGCCGCUCUCUUUUCCGUUGCCGCACCAGCGCUGCCCAACGCGCUGCAGCUGCGCGUCUUCGCCGAGCCGGGGGGCGUGGUGCGCGCUGCGCUGGUGGUGCGUGGGCACCACGGGCCCUUCCUCUCCGCCUUCCGCGCCGACGGCCGCUGGCACCAUGUGUGCGCCACGUGGGAGCAGAGGGGAGGGCGCUGGGCGCUGUUCUCCGACGGGAGGCGGCGCGCUGGGGCGCGGGGGCUGGGCGCGGGCCACCCGGUGCCGUCUGGCGGCAUCCUGGUGCUGGGCCAGGAUCAGGACUCUCUGGGCGGCGGCUUCUCAGCGCGUGACGCCUUCAGCGGCAACCUCACUGACUUCCAUCUGUGGGCGCGGGCGCUGAGCCCCGCACAACUGCAGCGGGCACGGGCCUGCGCGCCGCCCCACGAGGGCCUACUCUUCCGCUGGGACCCGGGCGCUCUGGACGUCGCGCCCUCGCUGCUGCCCACGGUGUGGGUGCGCCUUCUCUGUCCCGUGCCCUCCGAGGAGUGCCCCACAUGGAACCCGGGACCUCGCACCGAGGGCUUGGAGCUCUGCCUGGAGCCACAGCCCUUCCUCUGCUGCUACCGGACAGAGGCCUAUCGGCGGCUGCAGGAUGCCCAGUCAUGGCCUGGCCAGGAUGUUAUCAGCAGAGUCAAUGCCUUGGCCAAUGACAUUGUGCUCUUUCCAGACCCCCUCUCUGAAGCCCGUGGGGCUCUGUCCCCAGCAGAGGCCUCCAGCUUCCUGGGCCUUCUGGAGCAUGUCCUAGCAAUGGAGGUGUCUUCUCUGGGGCCGGCUGCACUGCUGGCUGUUGUGUGCUUCCUGAAGAGGGUGGCGGCCAUUGGGGCUGGGGAGCCGGAGCUGUUGUUGACAGAGCCGUGGGAGCAGCUGGGCCAGGGCGUCGUAUCCGUGGCCAGCCUGGUCCUGGAGGAGCAGGUGGCUGACGCAUGGCUGUCCAUCCAUGAGGUGGUUGGUGGGCCUAUGGCCCUGGUGGCGAGUGUGCAGCGGCUGGCACCCCUGCUGAGCACCACGAUGACCUCAGAGUGGCCCCAAAUGCGCAUCCAGUACCGUCAUGCUGGCCUGGAGGUGCGGAGCUUACGGUUGAGGGAGGCCAGCAGGAGCGGCUGCUUAUUCACAAUGCCCGGUGGGCGUCCCGAAGGCUCCAGUCACAUCCACAUUCCUGCGGGUGAAAUGAGGCGACUCCUUGGGGAAGGCCUCUCUGGAGUCACCGUGAUUCACAGUUGGUUCACCUCCAGAGUCUUCCAGCAGACCCUGUGGGGGCUGGGCCUAGAGCCCCAGGCCCCUGCCAGCUCAGAGGAGGCAAACAGGGUGCAGAGGUUCCUAAGCACCCAGGUGGGGUCAGCCAUCAUCUCCUCUGAAGUGUGGGAUGAAACUGGAGAGGUCAGCAUGGCUGUGAACUUUCAUCUGCAGCACCAGGCCCAGAGCCCUCUGUUCCCUCCUCAUCCCCCAAGCCCAUAUGCAGGGGGUGCCUGGGCCACCACGGGCUGCUCCGUGGCUGCCCUGUACCGGGACUCCACCGCCUGCUUCUGCAACCACAGCACCAGCUUUGCCGUCCUGCUGCAAGUCUAUGAUGUACAGAGAGGCCCUGAGGAGGAGUCGCUGCUGAGGACCCUCUCGUUUGUGGGCUGUGGCGUGUCCUUCUGCGCUCUCACCACCACCUUCUUGCUCUUCCUGGUGGCCAGGGUCCCCAAGUCGGAGCGAACCACAGUGCACAAGAACCUCACCUUCUCCCUGGCCUCUGCCGAGGGCUUCCUCAUGGCCAGCGAGUCGGCCAGGGGUAAUGAGGUGGCGUGUGUGGCUGUCACCAUCUUGAUGCACUUCCUCUUCCUGGUGGCGUUCUCCUGGAUGCUGGUGGAGGGGCUGCUGCUGUGGAGCAAGGUGGUGGCCGUGAGCAUGCUCCCUGGCCCACGCAUGUGGCUCUACCAUGCUACCGGCUGGGGCGUGCCUGUGGGCAUCGUGGCGGCCACUCUGGCCACACGCCCCCGUGACUAUGUGGCCCCCGGACACUGCUGGCUCAGUGUGCACACAGACGCCAUCUGGGCCUUUGUGGGGCCUGUGCUCUUCGUGCUGACUGCCAACACCUGCAUCCUUGCCCGUGUGGUGAUGGUCACCGUGUCCAGCGCCCGCCGCCGUGCCCGCAUGUUGAGCCCACAGCCCUGCCUGAAGCAGCAGAUCCGGACCCAGAUAUGGGCCACAGUGAAGCCUGUGCUGGUCCUGCUGCCUGUCCUGGGCCUGACCUGGCUGGUGGGCAUCCUGGUGCACCUGAGCCCCACCUGGGCCUACGCUGCUGUGGGCCUCAACUCCGUCCAGGGGCCGUACAUCUUCCUGGUCUAUGGCGUCUGCAAUGAGGAGGUGCAGAGCGCCCUGCAGAGGAUGGCUGAGAAGAAGGUGGCUGAGGGACCUACGGCCCUAGAACCCCCUCAGCCUUCUCCUCCAUUGCAAACCCCGAGAGACAGGCUGUGGAACUGA